Rhizopus microsporus ATCC 52813 is the source of this 633-nucleotide messenger RNA. RefSeq lists its product as uncharacterized. NCBI's taxonomy places the organism in Eukaryota, Fungi, Mucoromycota, Mucoromycetes, Mucorales, Rhizopodaceae. The record is from RefSeq and is a predicted model, not a curated record. The coding region runs from base 101 to 586 and encodes 161 amino acids. The transcript is spliced from 3 exons.
UUUAUAAAAAGACACGUGGAAUAUUUAUUUUGAAACGUUUUUCUCUUCUUUUUUUUUUAGUUUUUCCUCUUCUUGUGUACAGAAAAAAAUAAUAAUAAUAAUGGAAAAGAUUAAAGAAAAAAUUGCUAGUAUUAGAGCAGAAGCAGAGGCAGCCAAUGCUAGAGCAGAUGAAUAUGAAAAGAAAUAUAAGGAAUUAGAGCAAUUACAGAUGAAACAGGAACAUGAGAUUAUUUCCCUUUCAAACCAAAAUAAACAUCUUCAAGAAGACUUGGAGUUGGCUCAUCAAAAGAUCGAACAGCUAAAAGCCUUGGAAGAAGAGGAUGACGAUCUUAAGAAAGAAAACGAUGCUGCUCAAAGAAAGAUUACUUUGCUUGAACAAGAGUUGGAAAAAUCAGAAAAGGCAGUGAGAGAAGCAACAAAGAAUUUCCGUGAGGCUGACGUAAAGGCUGAACAUUUCGAACGUAAAGUUCAACAGUUAGAGACCUUAUCAUCAGAUCAAGAGAAAAAGAUUGAAGACCUGAAAGCGAAAAUUAUCGAGUUACAAUCACAGUUGGAUGAGUUCAAUGCUCAGCUGGAUGACAUUUAAUCAAAUAAAAUAAAAGCACAUGUACUCGGCUUUAUAUUUAUCCGCUA